UUUGACACAAUAAGAUGAAAUUACCGCCAAUAAUAACGGACCUAACGGUAGGUUUGAAGGCAAAUCAGUGUCCUUCCCUCCACUGGCUUACAAACCGCCACGUUACAAAUUCAAACUCUCUGCCACGUGUCAGCAACACAACAGCCUAAAACUCUCUCUCUCUCUCAUUCCCUCGAUCUCACAACAUUGCAUGGCUGUUCUUCACUCCUCACUCGCUCCCUACUGUCUGAAAAAGCUCGUCAUCCUCCCAUUCCCAUAUCCAAAACCCACAAUUUCAACCAAAAGACUCAAUCUUUUCCAAGCAAUGAGUUCCAGCUCCAAAUCCCAACCCUCUGCCCCGGUCUACAAGGUUCCGGGUUUAGACCCGGAGGAAAUGGACCGGGUUGCGGACCAAACCUUUCAGAGGUACUCGUCCUCCUCUGUCAAGAGAAACGGCAAAGGUGUGGCUGUCGUUUGGUUCAGAAACGACCUCAGAGUGCUGGACAAUGAGGCUCUUUACAAGGCUUGGAUUUCGUCCCAGCAGGUUUUGGCUGUGUAUUGCGUUGAUCCCAGGCUUUUUGGCUCUACCCAUUACUUUGGUUUUCCCAAAACUGGAGCGUUGAGAGCGCAAUUUCUCAUUGAGUGCUUGGCUGACUUGAAGAAAAAUUUAAUGAAGCGGGGUCUUAACCUGCUCAUUCAACAUGGGAAGCCUGAGGAGAUUCUCCCUUCUCUUGCAAAGGUUUUCGGAGCCCACACAGUAUAUGCCCAAAAAGAAACUUGCAGUGAGGAGCUAAAUGUCGAAAGAUUGGUCAGAAAAGGUCUGCAACGAGUGGUUUUACCAUCGUCUUCAGCGCAAUCCUCUGGGCCUAGUUCUACAAACAAUCCUAAGCUACAACUUUUAUGGGGUACCACUAUGUACCACAUAGAUGACCUCCCAUUCGACACCCUCAGCUUACCGGAUGUGUAUACGCAGUUUCGUAAGUCAAUUGAAGCGAAAUGCGCAGUUCGUGGCUGCAUCAAACUUCCAGCAUCUCUUGGGCCACCACCCAGCAUUGGGGACUGGGGAUGUGUUCCUUCAUUAGAUCAGUUUGGACUUCAAUCUCCAAAUGUAAGUAAAGGAAUGAAGUUUGUGGGGGGUGAAAGUGCAGCCUUGGGCAGAGUAAACGAGUAUUUCUGGAAGAAGGAUUUGUUAAGGAUAUAUAAACACACCAGAAAUGGGAUGUUAGGACCUGAUUAUUCGACAAAAUUUUCUCCAUGGCUUGCUUCAGGAAGCCUUUCUCCUCGUUUCAUUGAUGAAGAGGUAAAGAGGUAUGAAAAAGUAAGGCAAGCAAAUGAUUCAACAUACUGGGUAUUGUUCGAAUUGAUAUGGAGGGAUUACUUCAGGUUUCUAUCAGCAAAAUAUGGGAAUUCCCUUUUCCAUUUAGGUGGCCCAAGAAAUGUGGAGCAUAGAUGGAGCCAAGACAAGAUUUUAUUUGAAUCCUGGAGAGAUGGUCGUACAGGGUACCCUCUAAUAGACGCCAACAUGAAAGAGCUAUCAACCACGGGAUUCAUGUCGAAUCGGGGAAGGCAGAUUGUAUGUUCCUUUCUAGUUCGUGAUAUGGGUAUUGACUGGCGAAUGGGAGCUGAAUGGUUUGAGACAUGCCUUUUGGAUUAUGACCCUUGUUCCAAUUACGGGAAUUGGACCUAUGGAGCAGGAGUUGGAAAUGACCCCAGAGAAGAUCGUUACUUCAGUAUUCCGAAACAAGCGCGGACAUAUGACCCCGAAGGUGAGUAUGUCACGUAUUGGCUGCCUCAACUAGAAUCACUUACAAAAGAAGAAAGAAACUUUCCUGGAAGGGCAUAUAUGAAGCAGGUUGUGCCUCUCAAGUUUGGAAAUACCAGUAGGCACCAAAACCAGGACAAGGCCUUGGCUGCCAGAGGCACCAAUUUUGGAGGAAGACAAACAAAAGGGCAGAGGAGAUAAAUCUGGGUUGAAACUUGAAAGGAUUUUACUAUACAUCUUUAUCCUUCUCAAAGUAUGUACUGAAAAUGAGAUGCAUAUAUUUUGUUACUAUUAAACCUUCAAAUGUGUAUGCCCCCACUUUUCAUUUGCUACCUUUGUUUAACUUGAUUUCAUUCGGACCUAAUUCGAAACUUUCAUUGACCUAAUUAGGAAUUUAAA
Molecule: messenger RNA, 2140 nt
Organism: Prunus mume (Japanese apricot)
Lineage: Eukaryota; Viridiplantae; Streptophyta; Magnoliopsida; Rosales; Rosaceae
Gene: CRY3
Product: cryptochrome 3
Biological process (GO): photoreactive repair
Molecular function (GO): DNA binding; deoxyribodipyrimidine photo-lyase activity; FAD binding
Source: RefSeq, a predicted model, not a curated record